UUGGUUGUGUCCGUCAGGCUCGUCCACGUUGUACGUGUAGGUGCACUGACGUUAACGUGUGAUACGGGCAGUUCAUAGUCCGCGUUCUUACGUCGAGUCUGUUUUAUGAUAAACCAGAUAUUCAUAUAUUCAUAUAUUCAUAGCCCUGCUGCAUCGUGACCGGUCAACGCAGUCGUGCUUUUGAACCGAGCAGCUACAAUGCAAAUGAAAGAGGAGACGAUAGCCACCUUAAAGCAGUCUGACAUCGGGAACAGGUUCGCCUCUGUCCCGGUGCUGCCCAGAGCCUCGGUGCUGGUCCCGCUGAUGGUGAAGGACGGGGAGCUGUGCGCCCUGAUGACCCUGAGGUCAACAGAGCUUCGGACCAGUGCUGGAGAGGUGUGUUUCCCCGGCGGGAAGAGAGACCCCAGUGAUGGAGAUGAUGUGGACACGGCCCUGAGAGAGGCCGAGGAGGAGAUAGGUCUACCAGCUUCAGACGUGCAGGUGGUCUGUAGAUUGGUCCCCAUCAUCAAUAAGAGUGGUCUGUUGGUGACCCCCGUGGUUGGCUUCAUAGACGAGUCAUUUCGUCCCUGUCCAAACCCAGCCGAGGUCAGCGCCGUGUUCACGGUCCCUCUGGACUUCUUCACCAGUGACAAGGACCACUAUGCCUCUCACGGUGCUGCUGGGACGAUGAAGUUGCUGCACUCUUUUUAUUUCGUGGACCCCGAUUCAGGACGCCAGUAUCACAUAUGGGGCCUCACUGCCAUGUUCGCCAUACUGGUUGCUGCCAUUGCUCUCAGGAGGAAACCUGAGUUUGAUGUUGUUUUUGACCCCGAGGAUCCGUUAUCCUUCUUCCAACAGAUUUUACACAGAAGAACUAGUAAACUAUGACGAAGAAGUUUUUCUGAUGUUUGUAAUGUAUUUGUGUUAAUACAAAACACCUAAAGCCAGAUUUGUCAUAGCUGCAGAGCAUUCAUUUAAAACAUUAAUUGUGAGGAUAAGAGUGCAAUGUGUAACUUUUUCUUGAAUGCAAUAUUUGCUUAAAAAGAUUAAUAUAAAAAAAACCUGUAAAUCUUAUUAUAACCAGUGUAUCUAAAAGGA
This is a messenger RNA of Anoplopoma fimbria (sablefish), 1077 nucleotides long. RefSeq names its product nudix (nucleoside diphosphate linked moiety X)-type motif 7 (gene nudt7). Lineage: Eukaryota; Metazoa; Chordata; Actinopteri; Perciformes; Anoplopomatidae. The coding region runs from base 199 to 867 and encodes 222 amino acids. The transcript is spliced from 3 exons. Gene Ontology annotation, molecular function: coenzyme A diphosphatase activity; acetyl-CoA hydrolase activity. The record is from RefSeq and is a predicted model, not a curated record. Gene Ontology annotation, biological process: coenzyme A catabolic process.